CAAUCCAAAAUACACCAAAAGCAAAAGCAAGAGAAAGAACCUGCUGUCAAAUUAGAUAUUUCAGUUGGAGAUCCAAUCAAAGUUGGUGAUUUAACUUCUGCUCAUAUUGUCUAUAGCGUUCGCACAAAUACUGACUCAGAACUAUUGAGGUCACCACAAACAGUUGUUUCAAGAAGAUAUAGAGAUUUCAGGUGGUUAUAUCGUCAACUACAGUCAACUCAUCCAGGUAGAAUUAUUCCACCACCACCAGAUAAACAAGCUGUUGGCAGAUUCAAUGAUGAUUUUAUAGAAGCAAGAAGAUUUGCAUUGGAAAGAAUGCUGGUCAAAAUUUCAAAGAGUCCAGUUUUGCAAACCGAUCCCGAUUUUAUAAUGUUUCUACAAAGUGAAAGAUUUUCAUCAGAAGCAAGGGAACGCGAAAAAGCUGCUGGUGCUACAUCAACUUUCACAGCUAGUGAAAAAGAUAAUGAUGCAAGUUUGAAUGCUAGUGGAGGAUUCUUAAGCUCUAUUGGUGGAGCAUUUUCAUUUUCUCCAAAGAUUGUGGAACCUGAUGAGUUUUUCAAAGACAAGAAAUCUUAUGUUGAAGCCUUAGAUCAACAGUUUAAGCUUUUUUUGAAAAAUUUGGAAACAAUUGUUAUUCAAAGACAUGACUUAUCUAUUGUGACUGAAGAAUUUGCAAAUAUAGUUGCAACCUUAGCUGAUUUGGAAGUUUCCAAGAGCUCUACUGAAUUAUUCCAGGAAUUUUCCACAACACAAUUGAGAAUCAAAGAAUUAUUGGAUAGACUUUCCUUGCAGGAUAUGCUAACUUUAGGGUCCACACUAGAUGAGUAUCAAAGAGUUAUUGGAAGUAUCAAGACAACUUUUCAUCAAAGAGAUAAGAUUUUGGUUCAAUUGGCUGGUUCAGAAUCGGAAUUAAAAAAGAAACAAGCGUCUUUUGAUAAGACUUUUAAGUACAAUAGAACUCAUACUGAAAAAAUUGAUGCUUUAAAAUUGGAGCUUGAUGCACUUGAACAAAAGCAUAAUGGUAUUAGAUCCAAAUUUGAUGACAUUAGCAGCACAAUUAAAGAUGAAUUGGCAACUUUUGAAAUUGAAAAAAUUCAAGAUUUUAGAAACUCGAUUGAGAUAUUUUUGGAAAGUACUAUUGAGAGCCAAAAAGAGGCUGUUGAACUUUGGGAAACCUUUUACGAUGUCAAUUUAUCUUCAGUAGCAUAA
This is a messenger RNA of Hansenula anomala, 1209 nucleotides long. Its product is annotated as sorting nexin 1. Gene Ontology annotation, biological process: protein retention in Golgi apparatus; retrograde transport, endosome to Golgi. Gene Ontology annotation, cellular component: endosome. The transcript has a single exon. Gene Ontology annotation, molecular function: phosphatidylinositol binding. NCBI's taxonomy places the organism in Eukaryota, Fungi, Ascomycota, Saccharomycetes, Phaffomycetales, Wickerhamomycetaceae. The record is from RefSeq and is a predicted model, not a curated record. The annotation marks the transcript as partial.